GGGGAAACUGAACCGAAGAGGAAGCAGAAUCCAAUGAGAAUCUUUUCUUUCGGCUCGAUAGAAAAUUUGUUAUAACUUUAAUGCGUUACAUACACUUUGCAAGUACACAAAAACUUUUUAUUAACUUAGUGCGUAUGUUAAGCUGUGACUUGCACACGUUUUUGCGUUAUUUAAAGAAUUAUUUAACAGCGUUUUACCGUCUACCGUCACAAACAGGAUAGAACACUUUCUUGCGGGUUGUCACAAUUACUUAAAAUGGCGUGUAGACUGUUCGAACUCUACUUUGCUCUUUCAAAGUAAGAAUACUGCGCUGACUACUAUUGUAACGGCGUUUGGGUGUGUUCAGUGAUGCAGCUGAAUGUUGUAGUUGAAAUUAGCUACGUGUAGUGAAACUUUAAUUCCUUGGAAUUUCGCGUAGAAUUUAAUUGCAACAACAAUUUAUUUUAUAAUUUGUCAAAAUAAAUAAAUACCAUUCAAUUAUUUAUAAUCAAAUACAAUAGCCCACAAUCUCUACUGAAUUUGAUAACAAGACAUCGACUUAUCGAUAGCUUUAAUCGUUGAAGUUUCACCUUUGUUCUAAAUUUUGACAUAAUCGGUUGGACAAAAUUUGAAAAGUUCGAAAUUUCAGUUUCCGGUGCAAUAUACAAUAAGAUAUUUAAAUCGCAAUUUGGCAUAUUCUUUAUGCUCUGAUUAUUUCGUUACCUCUAAUAUCCUAUAAGGAAGUCAUAUAUGAGAUAUAAGUAAAAUAAUAUAUAGAAGGAUUAAAUUUUCUAAUCUAGUGUGAACGAAAUAAGCAGUGUAUGAGAAGAUUGCUGAUUAUAGAAGACUAGGCGACUUUUGUAUACUUGUAAGAGAUCAUGGAAAAACGUGAUAAGAGUUGGGAUAUUGACACAACAAUGAAAUUAAUUAAAAAAGUCGAACAGCAACGAUUGCUGUGGGACACACAUGACAUUGAUUUUCUGAAUAUUGUGAAGAAACGACGUGUUUUCAGUGAGAUUGGUUUGGAAUUUGGCUGUAUUGGUUCUGAAAUUGAACGCAAAUGGCGAGAAUUGCGAAACCAAUAUCGACGUGAAAAAUUGCAAUACAGCACCUUGAACGCAAUGCCCUCAUGGUUUGCAUACGAACAUAUGCGCUUCGUGGAUAACCACGAUUCGUGCAACUCCUUGACCCUGGCACCAACAUCACCAGUUUCAAUAAACUCCUCUAUUGCCGAAGCUUCUAAAGCAUACUUUCAUGCAUAUAAAUUACAGAAUGGUAAAUAUCCUCCGUCCAGUGACACAAUAUCUGAAGUUGAACAAUCACAAAUAGCUGAUAGGGAUGAAUUGGAAAUUUUCGCUGAGGGCGUAGCAGCUAAGUUACGAAAAAUUCAAGAUCCUCGUGUUCAGCUGUGUGUGCAACGCGAUAUCGAUAAUGCACUCUAUGAUGCAUUGAUGAAAAAUGCAGUACCAAAACGUAACUCAAUUAGUGCCAUGACAAGUGCCAGUAGUAAUAACAGAUAUAAAUCGCUUAAAUACAUUGUGCCUGGUAUGAGCUCAUUUUUUAAUUAUUACCACUGAAUAAAAAAAAAAAGCAAAAAACUAACAACCUCGAUUUCCAUAUAGUGGUAGAACGGCACUUUACUGGAAUGCAGCUGUGAAAAUACUAAUGCAAAUGCAUGCAGCAACGUGGGACUGCAUAUUCAAAAAUUGAAAGUAUCGCAAAUAAUUUGUAAACAAAUGUAUACUAGAGAUUCUAUAGCUACAUAUUUAAUAAAAUUACACAUUUUUCGGCAAA
Bactrocera oleae (olive fruit fly) is the source of this 1773-nucleotide messenger RNA. The record is from RefSeq and is a predicted model, not a curated record. NCBI's taxonomy places the organism in Eukaryota, Metazoa, Arthropoda, Insecta, Diptera, Tephritidae.